Messenger RNA from Formica exsecta, 980 nucleotides. RefSeq lists its product as uncharacterized. NCBI's taxonomy places the organism in Eukaryota, Metazoa, Arthropoda, Insecta, Hymenoptera, Formicidae. The transcript has a single exon. Bases 115 to 831 code for a protein of 238 amino acids. The record is from RefSeq and is a predicted model, not a curated record.
CAGAUGGAAAGCAUGUUGUCAUACAGGUAUGAAAUAUUAUGAUGUAGUAUUUUUCUAUGUUUUUAAUCAAAUAUUUAUUUGUUUAUAUUUCAGAGUCCUGAACAUUCCGGUUCAAUGUAUUACAAUUACAAAAAGACCCAUAGCAUUGUAUUAUUAGCGAUGUGUGAUGCUAACUAUACUUUCACUUUAGUUGAUAUUGGAGCUUUUGGCCGUCAAAGUGAUGGUGGUAUUUUUAAAAAUUCUCGAAUGGGUCAGCGAUUUGUACAAGGAAAAAUACAUGUUCCACCGGCUGAUGAAAUUUAUGAAGGAAGUUCUGAAUAUCCAUAUGUGAUUGUUGGAGAUGAAGCAUUUCCAUUGAGCUCAUAUUUAAUACGACCAUAUCCUGGUCGAGAGGGAUUAUCGAUUGAAAAGAAAGUCUUCAAUUACAGGCUAUACCGAGCAAGAAGAAUGAUCGAGAAUACAUUUGGAAUACUUGCAGCUCAAUGGCGAAUUUAUAGAAAAUCGACAAUUGCAAAAGUUGAUACUGUUGAAAAAAUUGAAAAAAUGGUGAAAGCAACAGCAGUUUUGCACAAUUGGCUUCGUAAGCAAGAUAUAACAAGAAGAGGAACAUUUAUAACACCUGAAAUGGUCGAUAGGGAAACGAAUGAUGGAUCAAUUAUACCAGGCACUUGGAGAAAUAUGGUCGAAACUAAUAACUCUGUUCUACAAAAUAUUGCUGCUUGUUCCAACCAUACAUAUUCAAGAGAAGCUGCAAAUAUUCGAAUAAAAUUUACAGAAUAUUUUAAUGAAGAAGGAGCUGUUCCAUGGCAAUUCGUACGAAUUCAUCAGUGAAGAAUGAUCCUAAAAUAUCAAUAAAAUUUGUAAUAAAUUUAUAUAUAUAUAUAUAUUAUAAAAUAUACAACAUUGAAUACUUUUCGGCGAACGCAAUUUUUUCAAAUUAAACCGUUGUUUUUAUUUAAUCUUAAAUUACAUUCAGUCUC